This is a messenger RNA of Megalobrama amblycephala (Wuchang bream), 2895 nucleotides long. Its product is annotated as ribonuclease inhibitor-like. Lineage: Eukaryota; Metazoa; Chordata; Actinopteri; Cypriniformes; Xenocyprididae. The coding region runs from base 237 to 1535 and encodes 432 amino acids. Gene Ontology annotation, molecular function: protein binding. The transcript has 10 exons. The record is from RefSeq and is a predicted model, not a curated record.
AACCUGCUGAGAAAUGAGGAGCGUGAACAUUCAGUUCCACGCGCAUGUGCGUGAAACUCAUGAAUAUUAAUGUUAACUCCGCCCACUGAAACCGAAAAUCUCUCUCAAUACCUGCUCUGGGGAAAAGAUGUGCCUGACUCUCUUCUGUUCACCUGAGGUGGUUAUCAAAGUACAGUCCAUCGGCCUAUGCUGGCAACAACUUUCAAACAAGUUUCUUUCAUUUAGAUUUUAGAUUGAUGGAACAUCAUGGAGGUCAGCAUUAUGAAUACUUGUCCACGGACACUUUUCCACACAGUUCAGUCCAAAUGCAAAGACCAAAGUCAUCAGCAUCCAGCUGUGUGUCCAUCAAGAGUGACUGCUCAAUGGAUCCUCCACCUAAGCUUAGUGGACACACUGAUCCUGGGUUUAGACUUGACCACCCAGAAUCCAGCUGUGAGUCCAUGAAGAGUGACUGCUCAAUGGAUCCUCAACGUAACCUUAGUGGACAUACUGAUCUUGGGUUUAGGUUGAGUCAUUGUAAUAUCACAGCUGAAGGUUGUGCUGCUCUGGCUUCAGCUCUGAGAUCAAACUCACAACUCAGAGUGCUGGAUCUGACUGAAAAUAAUAUAGGAGAUAAAAGUCUGACACUGCUCUCUGAUGGACUGAAGGAUCCUCACUGUAAACUGGAGAAACUGUGGUUGUUUGAUUGUUAUAUCACAGCUGAAGGUUGUGCUGCUCUGACUUCAGCUCUGAGAUCAAACUCACACCUCAGAGAACUGAAUCUGUCUGAGAAUGAAAUAGGAGAUAAAGGUCUGAUGCUGCUCUCUGAUGGACUGAAGGAUCACUGUAAACUGGAGAAGCUGAUGUUGAGGUAUUGUGAUAUCACAGCUGAAGGUUGUGCUGCUCUGGCUUCAGCUCUGAGAUCAAACUCACACCUCAGAGAACUGGAUCUGACUGGGAAUAAAAUAGGAGGUCAAGGUCUGACGCUGCUCUCUGAUGGACUGGAGGAUUCUCACUGCAAACUGGAGAAACUGUGGUUGUAUGAUUGUUAUAUCACAGCUGAAGGUUGUGCUGCUCUGGCUUCAGCUCUGAGAUCAAACUCACACCUCAGAGAACUGAAUCUGUCUAAGAAUAAUAUAGGAGAUAAAGGUCUGAAGCUGCUCUCUGAUGGACAGAAGGAUCCUCAAUGUAAACUGGAGAAACUGAAUUUGAGUUAUUGUAAUAUCACAGCUGAAGGUUGUGCUGCUCUGACUUCAGCUCUGAGAUCAAACUCACACCUUAGAGAAAUGAAUCUGUCUGGGAAUAAAAUAGGAGGUGCAGGUCUGAUGCUGCUCUCUGAUGGACUGAAGGAUCCUCACUGUAAACUGGAGAAACUGUGGUUGUUUUAUUGUGAUAUCACAGCUGAAGGUUGUGCUGCUCUGGCUUCAGCUCUGAGAUCAAACUCAUACCUCAGAGUGCUGGUUCUGUCUAGGAAUAAUCUGGAACAUGCAAGUGUGAAGCAUCUCUCUGCUUUAAAAGAUAAUCCACAUUCUAAACUGGAGACACUAUUCUAUUAAAUGAUGGUGAAUAUGUGGAGCCACUACAGAGACAUCAUCAUCAAAACCAGUCAUGGUGGACUUUACUGUAUAUAAAUGUACAUUAUUUUUUUCUAUAAGAUCUAAUAAAGUCUUCCUUUAAUUCCUGUAUUAAUGAAUUGUUUUUUUUUUUUGUAUCAUCAGCCAUCUCAGUGAAGUGAGCUGAAAUUCAUCUGUGUUUUGGGGAACUACAUGUUUUAUAAGGUUUAAUGAUAAUGCCUUUGUCAAAUGUCUUCCUGAGAUUUUAUUGAAGCUCAUCUGAAGAGGAUAUUUGCCAUUGACACAUUAUUAUUUUUCUGUCUUUUCUAGUGUUGAAAGGCAAAGUGGUUGUGAUUAAAGUGCAAAUUUGUAUGUAAUAUUGUAAUAUAUGUGUUCAGAAGCAGCGCUACAUCAUGAGUAUUUCAAUUGAAUCAGUUAUUCCUUUCAGCACAAUCAUGAUUUUUUUUUCUAUGUAAAUUAGGCUAAUUAUAUUGUAUCUUAUACACAAAAGUCAGCAAUAUUUACAAUUCACAGAAUUGUAGAUAUGUUUGGAUAUUUGAAUAGUAAUUAAACAAAUGGUGCAUUAAUCAUGAAUAUUCUCAGAUAGGGCCUACACAAUCUCAUACAACAGUGAAAGUAAAUAGUUACGGAGUCAUUAAUAUUAUGUCACAUGUCAUACUGCACUGAGGUGCGGUCUUCUGCAUCUAAAAAGGACUUGAGAAAAAUACAAGUUGUGCAAAAUAAAGCAGCAAGACUUGUUCUGGGCUACUCAAUUAAAACAAGUAGAGAUCAGAUGUAUUCUACUCUUUCAUGGCUCACUUUAAACCAAAGAAUAAUAGUUACUUUAAGCACCAUGAUAUAUAACACAUUGACAAUGAAAAUGCCUAUUUUUCUGUUUAAUCAAAUAGUGUACUGUAACUCUGUGCACAAUCAUAACACCAGAAAGGCAAACAAUGGUCAUAUAAUGACCCCCUAUCAAAAAAAUAAUUUUACGAAGAAAACCAUCCUGUAUAGAGCUAUUGUCAUCUGGAAUAACAUUCCCAUUGAAGUUCGUCAGCUUUGUAAUAAGCUGUCAUUUAAAAGUAGUCUAAGGUGUUAUGUGUUGAUGUAGGUUCUUAUAUGUCUUGAUUAAUGUAAUUUAAAUCAUAUUGUAUUUAUGUCUCAUCCUGUUAUGGACCGAAACCAGAUUGUAUGUAUGUAUGAGUGUGUGUAUGUGUAUGUAUGUAUAUAUAUGUAAUGUGUAUAUGUGUAUAUUUUAUCUACUGUGAUGAUUGAAAUGUUGUUGUUGUAAUGUAACAUUUUAGAAUGGACCCCAGGAAGACUAGCUGAUUAUAAUAUAAAUAACAAAUAAACAAAAAAUAAA